AUGAAGCUCAUCACUGUCGCCCUCACUGGGCUGGUGGCGCUCGUCGCUGCCUCGCCGGUCGAGACUACCACCGCUGCCGCGGCUUCUGUGUACGAGAACGAUGAUGUUCACACAUACAAGUGCGACAGCGACAAAUAUGUCCUCUCUUGCCUCCGCUCGGGCACCUGCUCUUUCGUCGAGGCGUGCUCCUUCGCGUGCGCCGACAACAGCAAAGGUGCUUGGUGUACCGGUUCAGCUACUGAUACCAGUGUUGAGGAUCGAGCUGUUGGCGACCCUUCAGCCAUGCACCUGAGCAAUGACGAAGUCAAGUACUCCUGCACCCACGACGAGUGGAUCCUCGCCUGUCCUGUCAACGCCGCUUGUGCUACCAUUGAGUAUUGCCUGGUCAAAUGCAUCGCAAAUGAGCGAGGUGCUGAGUGCUCGCCCGGUGCACCCGAGAAGCGUGACGUCGAUUCCGAUGUUCAUAUCGAGGACAAGAAGACCUACGAGUGCGCCAAGGAUCGCACUGGUGUCUUGGUCUGCCAGUAUGGCUUCUGCCAAACCGACCACUACUGCAAGAGGGGCUGGAAGUGUCGCGACAAGUGCAACUGCUGCAAGAAGCCCAACAUGUUCGACCGAGACGUCGACGACGCCGACAUCACUGAGGCACCUCCACGGUCCAAGGACGCAUCUGGCAAUGCCCCCACCGUCGUCGAGUCGGACGCUUUGGCCAAGCGUGAUCCUUCCUGUUCGCCUGGAACCUAUACCUGCCUGGAAUCCGCGACAACGGGUGCCUGGAUCAUGACCUGCGACUACAAGGGUGCGUGGCAGUACUCGUCGAACUGCGGUACUUUGAAGUGCCUCGAGCGAUCCGAUGGAGCCGCCCAUUGCUGGAACCCGGGACCGGAGUGGAACACGGAUCUGGCAGCCGCCAAGCGUGAGGCUUCUUGCAUGCCUGGGACCUAUUCCUGCGACAACGACGAAUCAACGGAUGACGCCUGGAUCAUGACCUGCGACUACCGGGGCAAGUGGGUGCAAUCUGCCAACUGUGGCGAUUUGAAGUGUCUCGCGCUAUCCAAUGGUGCCGCGCAUUGCUGGAACCCAGGACCAGAGUGGAAUACGGCAAUUGCAGCUCGUGAUGAACCAUCGGAAGUUCCAUCGGAUGUCGCUCCAUCUCAGUCCUGUGAGCCUGGAACAUUUGGUUGCACCUUCAACUCUGCCACAGGAACGAGCUGGGUAAUCACUUGUUCUCCGUCUGGAAUCUGGAACGUGACUCAGACGGAAUGGACUGUCACUUGCGAGCAGUCUGGAUCCUACUGGCAGUGGUCUGCCGACUGCGGUAAGGGUUGGAAGUGCGUUUCGGACGGUCGUGUUGCACACUGCGUCCCAAAACAAGCUUUAUUCGAAGCUUGGGAAGCUUGGGAGGCCACCCAGACCUCCACAUCGACUCUCGAGGUUGAGGCUUCAGCAAAGGCUUGA
Messenger RNA from Alternaria viburni, 1458 nucleotides. RefSeq lists its product as uncharacterized. Lineage: Eukaryota; Fungi; Ascomycota; Dothideomycetes; Pleosporales; Pleosporaceae. The transcript is spliced from 5 exons. Bases 1 to 1458 code for a protein of 485 amino acids. The record is from RefSeq and is a predicted model, not a curated record.